AUGCACUCCUGGAUCGCUCUCUCCGUGCUCUCGACACUCACUCUCUCAGUCUCUGCCAUCCCUCAUGCCAAAGGCCACUACCAUCUGCACCCGGCCCGCUCGCCGCUUCACCUGAUCCAAGGGGUGGGCUCGCUCGCCGGCCAAUCGAGCCCGCUUACAUCUCGUGACGCUUCACUCCCAAUCGACGGCUUCGGCAAGUGCGGCGGCGACUCUGGCUUCGGGUGUGCUGCUGGCUACUGCUGCUCGCAAUGGGGCUACUGCGGAUCCAGCGCCGACUACUGCGGUACAGGCUGUCAAUUUGGCUCCUGCACCGGUGACACUUCUUCUCCCACUACUGCGGUCGCCAACACCAGCACCGUCGCUCCUGCUGUCAUCUCUGGUGCUGCGCUUCCAACCGCCAUCAGCAUGAACAUCGUCACCAAGGUACACACCGUCUCUGCAUAUGCUGGUGGCCCUGCUUAUGCAUCUGGCUCUUUCCCAUUCGGCGGCACUGGUCCCAAGGCUGCUCCAACCGUUGCUCCUACGACCAUGGCGACGCAGGUCUCUUUCCCUUCCUCUUCCUCUUCCUCUUCCUCUUCCUCUUCCUCUUCCUCUUCCACCUCCGCGGCACCCCUUUCCCAGGCUACUGCGCCGGCUUACAGCCCGCCGGAAUACAGUCCACCAGCCUCCUCUUCACCAGCUCCCAGUGCGCCGUCCUCCUCUUCAAGCGUCGAAGCACCCUCUGCUCCAGCCUACACUCCUCCAGCUACCACUUCCUCGGUCGCAGCACCUUCUGCUCCGGCGUACACCCCGCCAGCUACUACUUCCUCGGCCGCACCCGCUCAGUCCUCUUCUGCACCCUCCACUGGUGGCGGCGCCGGAUUCGGCAACACAUACAAAAUGUACACGGGUAACGGCGACGUCUCCUCGGGAUGGCCCUCCGAAUCCGACUGGACCUCCUUCGACGACGCUUUCUCCAGCAACCUCGACAUCCUCAAACAAUCCUGCUCUCAAUUCGGCGUCCCGAACAACUCCGACGAAGAGAACAACAACCUCAAAUCCGCCAUUUCCAGCGUCGCAUCUUCCUCUGGCGUCGACGCACGUUACAUCCUCGCCAUCGUCAUGCAGGAGAGCAAGGGCUGCGUCCGUGCCCCCACGACUCAAUAUAGCGUCCGCAACCCCGGACUCAUGCAGAGCCACAACGGCCAAGGAACGUGCAACGACGGCAGCAACGUCCAAAACCCAUGUCCCAUGGACCAGAUCACGCAGCAGCUCAAAGAUGGCGUCGAAGGUACCAGCUCUGGCGAUGGAUUGAAGCAGACCAUUGCGCAGGCAGGAUGUGAUGAUAUCUCGAAAUACUACAAGGGAGCACGGAUUUACAAUUCCGGUUCGAUUUCCGGUACGGAUCUGGGGGCUGGUGUUGCGACGCAUUGCUACGCGGCGGAUAUCGCGAACCGCUUGACGGGGUGGACGACUUCGACUUGUCUCUGUACGCUGGACGGAUAG
This is a messenger RNA of Lecanosticta acicola, 1485 nucleotides long. The record is from the annotation of a GenBank genome assembly. Lineage: Eukaryota; Fungi; Ascomycota; Dothideomycetes; Mycosphaerellales; Mycosphaerellaceae.